Cryptomeria japonica (Japanese cedar) is the source of this 2968-nucleotide messenger RNA. RefSeq names its product disease resistance protein TAO1. Lineage: Eukaryota; Viridiplantae; Streptophyta; Pinopsida; Cupressales; Cupressaceae. Gene Ontology annotation, biological process: defense response to fungus. The transcript has 6 exons. The coding region runs from base 248 to 2947 and encodes 899 amino acids. The record is from RefSeq and is a predicted model, not a curated record. Gene Ontology annotation, molecular function: protein binding; ADP binding.
AUUUAAAAGACAAAGAUAAAAGCCUUUCUGUUCAGGUUGAUUGAUUUUCUCUAACAACGAAGAUAAUAGCACUAAGAUUUUCUUCUCUGUUUUAUUUCUUCCUUUUUAUAGGAUGGCCGAAUAUUUCUUUUCUUUAUGCUGCUCUUCUUGCUGCGGCUCUUGCUGCGGUUUACCUUCCCCUUAAGUUUCCCAGGAGGUCAUCUCUUCACCAGAACAACCUCCUGACCAACAAGAAUCCACUAUCACUAUGACUGAUUUUAAGAAUCUUCUACAGAAAUUCAUUGAUAUAGGCCAGGUUCACGAUCUCAUUCAGGUUUUAGAAGAGCUAUUGCAGAUCGCGUCGGGAGAGAAGAGUGUUCGAGGGCCUAAUUCAGUAGUAGAUUCUUAUAUCCAGGAUGGCCAAAGAAUCCUGGAGAUGCUAGAUAUAAUCAUUGGCAAGCAUCUUGUAACGAAAAAAAUUUCUACAUAUGGCGCAAUUGCAGAGAUAGAAAACUUUUUAACAGAAGUGCUGAAAGACACUAAGAAAAUUCCCUCCGUCGGAAUACCAUUUUCUAUGUUGGGAUCUGUAUUGGCGAGAUUUAAUCAGAUGUCUGAAAACAAGAGUGACUGCCUUGAAUUGUUAAGAAGAAUGUUUAAUCUUGGGAGGCGAAUUCUGCAGUUGAAUGAAGAAAUUUCAUAUCAGAUGCGGAAGCUAAGCGAGGGAGUCCAGUGCAUAUUUGUAGGAACUACUAUUUGCAUCUCCCAACUUGCAACGGCCAAUAUUUUCAGGUUUCUUAUUACCACAGUCAAUGCUGAUAGUUUAGAGGAUUUCAAAGCCAAAAUGGACGGCUUGUAUAGCGACAUCCAAUUGUUGACUCUAAUUGACAAAGGGAAAAGAGUGCCAAAGAUUGCUUCACAAUCAAAGAAAAUCUAUGGAUUUGAGAGUGCACGGGAAGAUGUAAUUCAGCUUCUUGAUUUGAAUGCACGAGAUUCAAUGCCAAUUGUUGUGGUUGUCUAUGGUUACGGAGGAUUUGGUAAAACAACACUAGCUGAUGCCGUCUAUGCACACAUUAACCUCCAAUCUUAUAAGCAUUGCAAAAUUCAUUUGGAUCAAGAUUGUACAUACAAUGAUCUUAAGCUCCUCCAAGAGCAGAUUGUGUAUGGAUUGUUCAGGCAGAACAAACGAGUAAAAAACUGUGACCAAGGCCAAGCAAUUUUGUACUCACUUUUCAAAGAGAACCCUAAUCAGCCUUUAUUUCUAUACAUUGACAAUGCUCUCAAAAGUAGAGACCUUGAAAAACUUUUACCUCAAGGCUUGGGUGGUUGCCUUCCAGCGAACAGCAGAAUGCUUGUUACUACUCGAAAACUCUAUGAGACAGACAUAUUUGUUGGCAGGAAUAUUGAACGCCGACAAUAUGAUGUAAAUCCUCUUCCAGUGAAUGAGGCCAGAAAACUUUUGUUGGAGAAAGUUUCAGACUACAAUGAUGAACACAAUAUAUAUAACCUCGUUCAGCUGUGUGGUGGUGUUCCACUUCUACUAGAAUUAGCUGGUUCACAAUUGGCUAUAAAUAGGGGGAAUACAAAGAAUAUAGUGUUAGAGAUGCUUAAUGAAGGAGAGAAGGUCAAAGAGAAAGAUAUAAGCGACCGUAUGGUUGGUUUUGUAUUUGACAGAUUGUUAGAACCUGUUCAAGAGGCUUUUCUAGAUAUUGCAUCCUAUUUUUAUAAUAAUUGGGAAAGUAGACAAGUGGCCAGCAUAGUUGGAGAAGAGGAAUUCAGAGCUCUAGAAGCUGCAUCAUUCGUCAAGAUAUCUGAAGCCGGUAAUGUGAUUGUUCAUGACAUAAUUCGAGCAAGGGGGAAAAAUAUAUCAGAGAAAACCAGAAUCACAAACCCUGAGACCUUAUUGGAAUGUUUGAAAGAUGAAGAGACACUCAAAAAUUUGAAAGGCAUUUAUUUUAGUAAAGAAUAUGAGCUUCCUCCCAUUGAAAUUAAUUGUGAUCAUCUUAAUCGCAUGAGCAAUUCAUUGAGAGUGCUAGCUUAUCAAGGCUCACAAAUAGCAUUCCGAGAGAAAUGUAAUAUGCCAUUUCAGCAACUCAGAUACCUUCAAAUUUCGAGUAACAUUCCUGAUUUACCAGUGAAGUUCGAGAAGCUUGAGCAUCUCAUCUUCUACGAUGGCCCAUUCCCACGAGACAUGAGUUUGUAUGAGUUUCCUCCAAGCCUGCGCAUUAUGUACAUUGAGGAUUCUUCUAACAACAGAGCUGCGUAUUCUAAAAUUCCUCCUAGAGUCGCUCCACAUUCCUCGCUUGUACAAUUAGUUUUAGACGGUUUCAAAAAUAUGCUUUGGUUACCAGAUGGACUGGAAAUGCUAAGAAAGCUAGAGGAUUUGAGUUUACUAUAUUGCCAUCAGUUGAGGGAACUCCCAGCCAGAAUUAGUGUUCUCAGCAAUCUAAAAGUGUUGACACUAGUGGAAUGCAACAAAUUAGAAGCGUUGUCUUCAGAUUUCGGGCAGCUUAGCAAUUUAGAAGUGUUGACACUGCAUAAAUGCAAUGAAUUGAAAGCUCUACCUUCAAAUUUUGCAGAAUUAGGGAACCUAAAAGUGUUGACACUAUAUAAAUGCACUCAAUUGGAAGAGUUGCCUUCUGACUUUGGGCGUCUUAGCAAUUUAAGAUGGUUGCAAUUAGAAGGUUGCUAUGGAUUAAAUGCAUUACCUACUAAUUUUGGAGACCUCCUUUCAUUAGAAUAUUUGAAUUUGAGAAAUUGUUCAAGUUUGAAAGAGUUGCCUUCAAAUUUUGGACAACUUAAAAAUUUGGAAGAGUUAGAUUUGAACUAUUGUUCUGGGUUAGAAGAAUGGCCAGCGAGCUUUGAAGAUCUCGCAGAAGUGAAGGGGGUGAUUUUGAUAGGUUGUUCUUUGAAAUUAAAAGAAUCAUUGCCCCAUAAUAUUAAAGGCAUUGAUUGUAUUAUAUAUGAGUAAAUAAUUAUCUUUACUCUUCAA